AUGGAUCUCGAUAACAAGCCAAAGGCAUUCCAAGACAUCUCUGCCGUCGAGGGUAGUAUUGAUGGCGCCCUCGGCGAAUCAACACAUAUCGACUCGAAAGCGCAAAAGAAACUCUUGCUCAAGUUGGAUCUCUACCUCGCGCCGAUUAUCACACUCAUCUUUCUUUGUGCUUAUCUGGAUCGUUCCAAUAUCGGUAAUGCUCAAGCUGCUGGUAUGGGUAAGGAUCUGGGUCUGAUCGGAAAUCAGUAUGGAAACGCUGUAACAUUGUUCUACGUCUUCUACGUCGCUGGCGAGAUCCCGUCGACAAUCCUGAUGAAGAAGUUACGACCCAACAGGAUGAUACCAGCACUGGUGUUCUGCUGGUCAGUAGUCCUGAUCGGCACAGGUUUCAUGCACAACGCUCAGCAGUUAUACGCUUCACGACUCUUGCUCGGACUUUUCGAAUCGGCCAUGUUCCCUUGCCUCGCCCUUUACUUGAGCACCUUCUAUAUGCCACAGGAACAGGCAUUGAGAAUCUCCUAUCUUUUCGUAAGUGCCGCUCUAAGUGGUGCUUUCGGUGGUCUCUUCGCUUUCGCCCUACUCAAGAUGGAUGGCGUCCAAGGUCUUGAAGGAUGGAGAUGGCUUUUCAUCGUGGAAGGCUGCCUCAGCGUGCUUGUUGCAUUCGUUGUUUAUUUCCUUCUUCCCAAUGAUUUCGAGACAGCCAGAUUCCUUUCCGCCGAGGACAAGGAGCUAAUGCGUGCGCGAAUGGCCAUGAACGCCAGGUACAACGGAGCUCCUGAAUUUGACUGGAAGGAGGUCCGGAAGGCUUUCCGCGAUCCCAAGCUCUACAUCUCUUGCUGGUGUCAGUUCAUGGCCGACAUUUGUUCAUUUGGCUUGAGCACUUUCAUGCCUACCAUCAUCCGCGGUUUUGGCUACGGCACUGUAGAGACACAGCUUCUCACUGUGCCAGUCUACAUCUGGGCUUCAAUUGCGUACAUGCUUGUCUCGUGGAGUUCGGACAGAUUUCAGAAGAGAGCUUUCUUCAUGGUUCCCGGUGCUCUGCUGACAGCAGUCGGGUAUGCAGUCCAGCUUGGAGUCCCUCAAGCGCAGCGAGGAGCUUUGUAUUUCUCCAUCUUCCUCAUCGCACCCGGCAUCUACAUCAUUGUUGGUUUGAACGCAGCAUGGUUGCUGAACAGUCAUGCCGGCUACCACAAGCGUGCCACUGCAGUAGGAACCAACCAAGCCUUCGGAAACAGCGCAGGUGUUGUUGUCGGCCAGAUUUUUGCGAAACGGGUCAAUGGAAAGUACGUGACUGGGUUGAGUGUCUCCUUAGGAGCGGUCCUUCUGGCGCUACUGGGUCAUGUGGCGUUGUGGGCAUACAUGAGACAUCAGAACAAGAAGAGAGAUGCCAUGAGCGAGAAGGAGCGAAAGCGUUUAAUCAGUGCUGGAAAGGAUGGCGACUAUCAUCCUGAUUACAGAUACGCGCUGUAG
Aureobasidium subglaciale EXF-2481 is the source of this 1470-nucleotide messenger RNA. RefSeq lists its product as uncharacterized. Gene Ontology annotation, cellular component: membrane. The record is from RefSeq and is a predicted model, not a curated record. Gene Ontology annotation, biological process: transmembrane transport. NCBI's taxonomy places the organism in Eukaryota, Fungi, Ascomycota, Dothideomycetes, Dothideales, Saccotheciaceae. The transcript is spliced from 2 exons. Bases 1 to 1470 code for a protein of 489 amino acids. Gene Ontology annotation, molecular function: transmembrane transporter activity.